AUGGGGAGCUUCACUUCCUGGUUCCGUCGUCACGGCGACAAGAGUCGACUUGCUUCGCAGGAUAUUACCCUGCGCGAGAGAGACGCGGAGGAUGACGAAGCGGGACAUGUGCCUCACGAGUAUCGGACGUACAAGAGGAGAUGGUUCGGGCUCGUGCAGCUUACACUGAUGAACAUUGUUGUGUCCUGGGACUGGCUGACAUUUGCACCGGUAGCGGGCAAGGCUGCCAAGUAUUACAAUGUUGACGAGUCCACCAUCAACUGGAUCAGCACCGCCUGCCUCCUCGCCUUUGUCUCCGUCUUCCCGCUCGUCAUCUGGGUUCUGCACCGCAGUGUACGACUCUCCUUCAUCGUCGCUGCUGUCCUCAUCCCCGUUGGCAACUGGAUCAGGUAUGCCGGGUCCACCAGCCGCAGCGGAGGCACCAUUGCGUACGCCAUGGCCGGCGAGGUCAUCAUUGGCUUCGCACAGCCCUUCGUCCUGGCGGCUCCCACGCGAUACUCGGAUCUGUGGUUCACAGCCAAGGGAAGGGUCACCGCGACGGCGGUCAUGAGUCUAGCCAAUCCCCUGGGAGCUGCGCUUGGCCAGCUCAUCAACCCCCUUUGGGUUUCUGAAGUCGGUGACAUAUCCCAGAUGGUGCUCUACGUCUCCAUCUUUUCGACGGUUUGCUCAGUGCCCGCCCUCUUCGUGCCCGCCCGUCCGCCAACACCAGUCGGCCCUGCCGCUGAAACUCCCAAGCUCAACCUGCGCAAAUCGAUUCGUGCUGUCACGAGUUCUCUCGAGCUCUGGCUGAUGUUCAUACCGUUUGCCGUCUAUGUUGGCUUUUUCAACUCCAUUUCUUCGCUGCUCAGUCAGAUGAUGACGCCCUAUGGCUUCAGCGAUGACGAAGCAGGCAUCGGAGGCGCGAUUCUCAUCGUAGUAGGUUUGGUUACUGCGGCGAUCACUUCUCCUAUCCUGGAUCGCUCCAAGAAAUUCCUGCUUGCGAUCCGGAUCGUGGUGCCCGUUAUCGCACUGAGCUUCUUCGUGUUCUUGUGGAUGCCGGAGACGAAAGAACUCGCAGGGCCCUAUGUUGUCCUGGGCAUACUUGGCGCCUCGUGUUUCUCUCUGGUGCCCGUUGCCUUGGAGUUUCUCAUUGAGCUCGGUCACCCUCUCAGUCCCGAAAUCACCUCGACCACGGCCUGGGCAGGAGGUCAGCUCCUCGGUGCCGUCUUUAUCAUUGUCAGCGAUGCUCUGCGCGCGGGUGACAACGCAUCACCACCUCAUAACAUGAAGAAGGCACUGAUCUUCCAAGCGGUUAUGGCGGUCGCGGCAGCCUUUGCACCACUGUCAUUGGGUUUGUUUGGGCGUGCGGACAAGGUCAAUCUGCGUCGGAUAGCGUCUGACACGCGAGGCCAUUGA
This is a messenger RNA of Emericellopsis atlantica, 1395 nucleotides long. RefSeq names its product major facilitator superfamily protein. The transcript has 3 exons. Lineage: Eukaryota; Fungi; Ascomycota; Sordariomycetes; Hypocreales; Bionectriaceae. The coding region runs from base 1 to 1395 and encodes 464 amino acids. Gene Ontology annotation, cellular component: membrane. The record is from RefSeq and is a predicted model, not a curated record. Gene Ontology annotation, molecular function: transmembrane transporter activity. Gene Ontology annotation, biological process: transmembrane transport.